GUGGUGAGGUGCAUGUGGUGGUAGUGUGGGUUGCUCAGAGGGUGAGGAGAGGCUGUGCCCAGGGUAGGUGUGGCAGCCCGUUGGUUGAGUGGAGGUGGAGUGCCGAAUGGGCGGUGCUGCCCCCUGCUCCAGCCUGUUUCUGCUAUUUGCUCUCUGGUUUGAGGUCGCCUGCAGCCUGAGUCUACCCCAGGCCAUUAUUUAAAUGCCUUUCCCUAGUGCCUGGGAGCUCAGUAGUCCGAGACAUCCAGGGCUGAUGAUCUGUGCUCCAGUCCUUCAAACUCCACCGAUCACAGGGGAUUAUGAACUCUUUUGGGCAGCAGCCCGCAAAUCCACAGUCGACCCCCCUCCAGCAUCCCAAUGCACAGGAUUUACUGGACAUGGCGAUGUACUGUGAUAACCUAAUGUACCCGCAAAACCUGCACCACCAUCACCACCCACAGAGGCCAUCAGCUCAUCCAGCAGGCUAUGGGCUGAGCGAAUAUAGUCCCCCAGCAGCGAACCCCUACCUCUGGAUCAAUGGACCUGCCAUCAACUCGUCUCCUUAUCUCUCUGGGACUAAUGGGGCUUCUUUCAUCCCCUCAGGUUAUGGGACCAGCCAGAGACAGUUCCUGGCCCCUGCAUCAGGCUUUGCUGGGGCAGAUCUCAGCUGGUUGUCUCUCUCCAGCCAGCAGGAGUUUUUUAAAAUGGUGAGGCCCCCCUACUCCUACUCGGCUCUGAUAGCGAUGGCCAUCCAAAACGCUCCGGAGAAGAAGUUGACCUUGAGUCAGAUUUACCAGUACGUGGCCGAAAACUUCCCUUUUUACAAGAAGAGCAAAGCUGGCUGGCAGAACUCCAUCAGGCACAACCUGUCCCUCAACGACUGCUUUAAGAAAGUGCCCAGGGAUGAAGACGAUCCAGGGAAAGGCAAUUACUGGACCCUAGACCCGAACUGCGAGAAAAUGUUCGACAACGGCAAUUUUCGAAGGAAGAGGAAAAGGCGAUCGGACGCUCCUGGGUCCAGCGCCCCGGGAGCGCCCGACAAAGCGGAAGACAAGAGCGGCGGUGCCUUGAAGUCUCCGGACUCCUCCAGCCGGGUGGGCCUGGGCUCCCCUGCACCGCGGCACUCUCCAGCCGCCGGGAGCGGGCCCAAAUCCGCGGCCGCGCUCCAGCGGAGCCCGUGUUUCUCCAGCUUCGCCUCCAACAUGCAGGCCAUUGUCCAUGGGGACCAGGGCUUCGCGAGGCAGCUCUCGGGAGGGCUGGCGGGCGAGUUUUCACACGGGAGGCAAGACGUGCCUGCUCCGAGUUCGUGCUCCACGUCCGGCAGCGGCACUGCCCAGAACUCCGAACUGAGUCCCCUGGCCCACUCGAGAAUGAACCACUGUGCCAGCGACCAGCACAGUGGGCUCAUUAACAACUUCAGCGUCAAUCAUCUGAUUUAUAGCAGGGAGGGGACAGAAGUUUGAAUUGACUGUGGAAUAACUUCGGUGCAAAUCACAGAAGUCAUGUUCUGGGCCUAGAAGUUUGUACAUACCAUGGUACUCAAAAUAGUUUCUUGUUAGUUUUGGACACUGUGUUAUUGUGCCUUAGAACGAACACACCCACACCCACACCCACACCGACACACCCACACACGAAUUAAAUGUCUAUAGACUCUAUUUGACUGAGGUGUCCUCACACCCAGGAUCCCAGCCAGUAGUUUGUUUACAGUAUUGAUACUAUGCAUACAGAUCUAGACGACUGACCUUAACAAAAUGCACUAAUACACAAGAUAGGAAUAUUUUUGUAAUAUAUACAUUAUAUAUAAUGGCUCUGUACAGCUGUUAGAAUAAAGUUUUUUGAAAAUCGAGGUGAGAGCGCCUAGACCUGACAUUCCCGGGUAAUGUGCUGCUGCUAUCUGCAAUCUAGGUAACAAAAAGCUCCCCAAUCGUGUGGGGUGUUGUUUUUUUUAAUUCUAACGCGAUGCAAAACUAUUUUCUUCUUUUCUACGUUUUAUGGAAUUAUAACAUUUUUCCAUCUAAUACUUAAAAUUAAAAUGGCUUUUCCUUACAGACGACAAUGAGGUUUAUUUGUUGUUUCAGGUUUUUCCAUAUAGCAAAUGACUUCGGGGUUUCAAACUGUCAUUGUUCUUGUAUACACGGUAUAUUUUUCAGUCCCGGAAUGCUAAUGUUGGCAAUACCAAAAAGAGGCUCUUUAAGCUUGGUAUAAUUGAGAUAUUGGACACACUGUAUGCAUGGUAUCCAUUUUAUUCUUCUCCAGACUUUAACAGCAUAACGAGUUUGGUUUAAACAAACGGGUGCCUUCUUAAACUAAAAUAAUGACUACGAAUAAUUAUCACUGGGAAUUUAACACAGAAUUGAAGCCAAUUAACUGCAAAGUUGUUCUUCGGCGCUUUAAUACAUUCAAGUAAAGCGCAGUAUUUCCCGAUACUGAUCUUGGAAGUCUGGUGUCUGUUAUCGAAGUUAACAUUUGUCCUGAAACCUGGUGAGCCGAUAAGGGCUUUCGAGCAGAUAGGAUGGAGGGUGAAUGGAGUGGAGUACAGCAGCUUUGCGAUCAGACAAACGCUUGUGCGAAUAAGAGCUGGGAAAGACUUUCCGGUCUGGUAGGAAGGUCAUUCGGAAUCGAAACGUCAAACCUGAGAUUAAACCGAUUUUUCGACAAGAUAAAAUGGAGCUUAAAGCCCCCGCAAGAGGAGAAAAAUAUCACCUUAAGGCUGCUAUUCGAAACGCCAUUUCUAAUUCAGUCUUUUCUGAGGGGUUUCGCUUCGGAUUGGGCCUUUAUUCAGGGAACCGGCCAUGAAAUUGAUUUGUCAAACAUAUAAAUGAUUUGUAAAUACAUCUGAACUGGGGAGAUCCUCAGCCAGUUUAUACCAGCUGAGGAUCCGGCCUUCUGACUAUACUAUAGUCAUUAAAUGUUUGCUAUAUUUAAAAACAAACGAACAAAAUAAUCCGAUCGCAGUCAUGUUCCUUCCACUUAAAUCUCUCUCAAGGCGCCGGUGGAUUUUAAGGAGCACAGAGCCAGGGAACCAUUCUUGAUUUUAUGCGAGUCUAACUGCCAAAUGGUUUACCAUGGUUGCAAGCGCUAGGAAGAUAGUUACAGCUGUGCAGAGUUCUCCUGCAGCCAGGAAAACCUACCACCUCCUCCUGCAAGUGUGUCGAAAGGAGACUUCACUAGUGGAAGGAUCUGUGUUAAGUAAAUCGAGUAUCUCUUAAUACCUAGCUUAUUUUAGGACGACAACCGACUGCUCCAGGCUACAUCAGUUCUAGCCAACUACUGGCCAGUGUCAAAUCUUCUGUUCCUGGCAAGCAAUGCAAUAUACAUGGCCAUGAAGCCAUCAGCACUUAGGAAACUCCAGCUGGUACACAACACUACAGCAGGUAUCCUCAGCAAUCCUGGCUACUGUGAGUACAUCAAAUUUGUCCUCCACUCUCUACAUCGGAUUUCCAUACAAUAUUGGAUGAAGUUCAAGGUCUCAGUCCUUAUUGUAAAAGUGCUCCAUGGCCUGGGCCCAGGAUAUUUAAAAUAUUGACUAAAACUCUGGGAUGCAAACCAUAUCUGAUGACUUCACUCUUUUUAGAACAACAGAACUUUCUACCAUAAUGGUAAAGCUCAGCUGUGCUGCAGAUGGAAGUUUCUCAGGGCCAGCCCAAGACUCUGGAAUGCCCUUCCCAGGAAUUAAGGACCAUUGCAAAUCUCAUCACCUUCUUUCCAUCCUAACAGCAAGGCACAUUUAUUUGACUUUGCCUUCUCCAACCAACAUAGAGCAACGUGUGUGUGUGUGUGUGUAAAAAUCCAAAAAAAUCCCUACUUCACUGCUCACAUUUCUCCCACUUGGGAGAUGAUGAGAGAAAAAACAUGUGACAAACAUUAGCCAUGUUGCUUAAUGCACUAACGGAAGGUGCUCAGAUCUAUGGUGAUUCCCUUAUUUAAACUAAACUUUUUGAUAAGGUCAAAACAGAAUUUCAUUCUGUGAGAAAUUUGUUUUUGUUUUUUUCAUUCUGAUUUGAAAUGGAAAAAAAAAUCAAACUUUUGGAAUUUCCUAGGAAAUAAGAAUUCUGGGUUCUGACCAGGUCUAGUUAUAAUAUUUUGGUAAUGGUAAUAAAACAUGAAUUAAUCUCUUCCAAUAAUAUAGCAUUUAGAGCCAUAAUCAGAUCUUGUGUAAGUGGCUUGCAACUCCACUGAAAUGAAAAAUGUUGUCCCUCCUUACAACAGGAAUGAAUUUAAUUAUUGCAUCUCUUCUGACUCUACAAAUGACAUUGUGCUGGGGAUUUCCUUGAAGUGCUAUAUCAUAGAUCAGGAUUCCAGAAGUAAGGUGUUUAGGAGGUUUGGGAAUAGAUACACCUUUUGUGAAAGAUUAUCCUUUUACAAUUGUCAGACGUAGUUUCAAUUUAGCUGAAAAAGUCCGCAUUCAAUUGUAAAAACAAAACAAAACAACAAAAACCAACAGUUAGUAAUUACACAUCAUAUUAUUUUUGUAAAUACCUGAAGUAGACAAAUCCUAUUAAUCCAGGUGCAUAUGAAUAUAAUUUUGUCUACAGCAAGAAUCUGAUGUUAACAUUUCCUUAUCACAAUCCACAAAGGACAGGAUCAAAUAAAUGGGUUUGUUUGCUGCUGUUAGUGUCUGAUUCGUUAGCAUUACCAACAAUGUCAUCUUCUCACUAUGAUAUAAUUAUUUAUUUUGCAGCAAUGUAGUAAUGCUAAAGUUUCAUAUUUCAGUGGCAAAGUGCAAAAGUUUACCAAUUAAUAGUUAGCACAAUUAAUUUCCUCUGUGAUAGACUACUGUGGGUUUUUUUCCUGCAGGUCAUCUGUGAGUUUGUGACAAUAAGCACAAAGUGAAAUUACACUCUCUAUGGUAUUUACUUGCAUUUUUGUCUCGAGGAUGUUUUUAUAGGGCACAAGCCUUGAAUUUUCAUUUUUGGGGGUAUAUUCUACAAUCCUUUUAUUUAAAAAAAUAACACACUUUUUGUCUGGGAAAAUGAUGGAACAAAUAGAAUGUUGAAUUUAGUCAUAUGAAAUUUCUAUUUGUUUGUGCAGCUCUUGUGAAACCAGGCAUAUUCCUAAUCUCAGGUGGCAGUUAAAUAUUUAGUUCUACAGUAUGAUGACAGCUAGGGCAAAUCCUUGCUGUUCAAUGAAGAAUGGCCUCUUCAUUUCACACCACUGUAAAGGAGAUGAAAUGUAUAUCUGAUAUGUGAGUCUAAUGGCUCUCUACAACCGUAAAUCGGAUCAGUUACAUAAUUUCACAAACUCCGCUCAUAAAAACUUUCUAUGGGAAUCACGGCAUGAUAUGAGAGAAUCAUGCUGCCACCCUCUGGGAAAUAGUGGCCAAUAGUCGUCAUCUUUUUGGUGGAAAUGAAGGAAAUAUUGACUCCUGCUGAACUAGACACCUUCAGUAAGUCAAUUUAGUUUAGUAUAGUUUUGUUUGUAAUUUAAGUGCUUCACGCCUGCUUUCAUUAUAUUUUCAUUUCAGUGCUUUCAAAUUUGCAGUACAGCUUAACAUACCUUCAGCUUUACCCAGCUGCUAGGUUUGACCCUUAUUUUAGGUUUUGUCCACAGACAAACUGAUACUGGUUUAACUAAAGUUGUGCUUUCAAAUGAAAUUAAAUUAAUUAAAUUUUGUGUAUUAACCCAAAUGAAAGUGUCUAUCUUAAUCUGGUAAAAAAGGAUUACAUUAAACCCAGAUAAAACCUCUUUAACCAAAAUAAAAAUGUCUAAGCAAAAAAAUUUAAAUUAAACCACUCCAGUGUCUGAGUGCAGAUUAAGUUUUAGACUUCAAUUAACUUCCAUCCCACAUAUAUGUAGUGUAAAUUAUUCACAGGACAAUUUCUGGUUUAUGAAUCAAAGUUUAUAGAACACAAUACACAUUGUCAAUCUUUUCUCCUUGUUAUAUCACCAUGUGCUAUCUAUAUAGUUCCUCUCCUUCCUUGAUGUUUAUAGCAUUCAGACAUUUGUAGAUUAUCAUGUCCUCAUUUAGCCAAGCCACAGCAAAGUUAUA
Dermochelys coriacea (leatherback sea turtle) is the source of this 5968-nucleotide messenger RNA. It is a transcript of the gene FOXI2, whose product is annotated as forkhead box I2. Gene Ontology annotation, biological process: regulation of transcription by RNA polymerase II; cell differentiation; anatomical structure morphogenesis. The transcript is spliced from 3 exons. Gene Ontology annotation, molecular function: RNA polymerase II cis-regulatory region sequence-specific DNA binding; DNA-binding transcription factor activity, RNA polymerase II-specific. The record is from RefSeq and is a predicted model, not a curated record. Bases 300 to 1442 code for a protein of 380 amino acids. NCBI's taxonomy places the organism in Eukaryota, Metazoa, Chordata, Testudines, Dermochelyidae.